Molecule: messenger RNA, 3799 nt
Organism: Aphidius gifuensis
Lineage: Eukaryota; Metazoa; Arthropoda; Insecta; Hymenoptera; Braconidae
Exons: 11
Coding region: 1-3735 (1244 amino acids)
Cellular component (GO): eukaryotic translation initiation factor 4F complex
Molecular function (GO): mRNA binding; protein binding; translation initiation factor activity
Source: RefSeq, a predicted model, not a curated record
AUGAAAAAAUCAAGAUAUAAAAGCUUAUGGGAGUCUCAUAAACAUGAUAAAACAUUUUCUGAUGCAAUUGGAGUGAGUUUACAUCGACUACAAAAAGAAAAAUUAAUAAUUGACUCUACUGAUGAUGAAAUAUCUAGUCAAUCUACUCGUCUUGGAGUUAAGAUAUUUAAAGCUAUAAUGAACGUGAGGAAAAGUUUUUUAAUGAAGGAAAAAUUAAAAGAACUUAAUGUCAAACUCAAAGGGAGUAAAGAAGAAGAAGAAGAAAUGAGUGAAGAUGACAUACAGAAUGAAUCCAUGCGCAUUGAUCAUCAACAAGUGUCAGAAACAUUAGAAAAACAUCAAAAAUCUUCUGUCACUGAAAUUUUAGAAAGUGAAGCUGAUGUUACUGAGAUGAAUGAUGAUCAGAUGUCCAACAACUCUACUUACUCAAUUGGGCAUGAUGAAGAAGUUGAAGAAUAUUUAACGAUGGACGGGGAGGAGCCAUGUAAAGAUAAUUUUGACGAGAAUCACAGCAAUUACAAUAACGAAUUGAAUAACAAAAAUAAGUCUACUUCAUCAGCUGUAAGUUUAUCAGAACAAAACACACAACAGUUUACAACAGGUGGUGUUAAAAGAAAACUGAUGAACAAUGACAGUAGUUUAUCAACAACACAAAACAAACGACUAUGUCUUGUUGAAAUAUCAACUUCAGUGGGGAUCAACCAACAGCCUGAACCAAGAAGUACUAGUGCUCCAAAAAAUUACAAAUUAAAAGAAAAAGCUUUAGAUAGCAGUUUACAAAAUGAACAAAAUGACAAUCACCAAUAUGAUGAAAAUUCAUGGAAACCAACAACACGUUUGCAAAUAAAUAACAUAACUGCUGAUUAUGAAACACAAGCACUUUAUAAAAAAAUAAGUUGUAUAUUAAAUAAACUAACAGCAGAAAACAUGGAUAAAUUGACCCAACAAGUUAGAGACUUAAAUAUUAAUUCUCAUGAAAAAUUAAAAAGUCUUGUUGAUUUAGUUUUUGACAGAGCUAUCGAUGAACCAUAUUUCGCAGCGAUAUAUUCAAUGAUGUGUAAAAAAUUAGCAGACAUGCAAGUUGAUGUCGUUGAUAUGAGACGAAAAAAUAAAACAAAUUUUCAUACUUUAUUAUUAGAACGUUGUCAACAUGAGUUUCUGUUAAUAAAACGUGCUUCUGUUAAUAAAAGUAAACUUGAUGCUAAGCUUAAAGAAAUUGAUAAAUGUAAUGAUAUUGAAAAGAAAAGAAAACUAAUAGCAUUACUUAAUGAUGCUGAUUGUCGCUUAGGUAGAAAAGCAGUUGGUAAUAUUAGAUUGAUCGGUGAAUUAUUUAAACAAGAUAUGCUUAGAAUUUCCAUUAUCGAUAGAUGUAUAAAAGAUUUAUUUGCAACACCAGUUGAUUACAAUAUUGAAUGUCUUUGUAAAUUGUUAACAACAGUUGGUGCACAACUAGAAAAUUCAAAGAAUAAUAAUUUUGAUUACUAUUUUCGUCGAAUGUCUUCAUUAGCCAGUAAUAAAAAACUAAGCUCAAGAGUUAGAUAUAUGGUUCAGUAUGUUAUUGAUUUAAGAGCACAAAACUGGAUACCAAAAAGAGAUGAGAGCUAUCCAAUAAUAAUGAAUCAAUUCAAUAACAGUGGCAGUCACCAAUAUCAGAGAGAAAGUUCAUGGAAGCCAACACGUUUUCAGACAUGUAGAAACACUGAUAAUUUGGAAACGCAAACACUUUAUGCAAAAGUACGUUUUAUAUUGAUUCAGUUAACACCAGAAAACGUUGAUAAACUGACUCAACAAUUUGAAGAUUUAAAUAUUAACACACAUAAAAGAUUAGAAGGUGUUGUUGAUUUAAUUUUUGAAAAAGCUAUUGUUAAACCAAACUUUGCAUCAGUAUAUGCAUUAAUGUGUAAAAAAUUAUCCCAAAUGGAUACUAAUGUCGUUAAUAUGAGACAAGAAAAUAAGACAGAUUUUAGAACUUUAUUAGUAACACGUUGUAAACAGGCGUUUGAAAGUGUUUCUGUUAAUCGCCGUGAUAAACUAACAACAUCACUUGAUAAUGCUGACCGUCGUUUAUGUAUGAAAGCAGUUGGUAAUAUAAAAUUGAUUGGUGAAUUAUUUAAACAAAAUAUGAUUGGAAUUGUCGUAAUUGAUGCAUGUAUAAAACAUUUGUUAGCUACACCGUUUGAUUACAAUAUUGAAUGUCUUUGUGAAUUAUUAAAAACAAUUGGUCCAACGCUAGAAAAUCCAAAUAAUUAUAAUUUUAAUUACUAUUUUUUUAAAAUGUCUUCAUUAGUCAGUAAUGAAGAACUAAGCUCAAGAGUUAGAUCUCUACUUCAAGAUGUUAUUGAUUUAAGAGCACAAAACUGGGAACCCGAAAGAGACGAAGGUAAUCUAAUAACAGUAAACCAAGUUAGUAAAGAAGGUUCACCAUCAAGAAAAGAAUAUGAAAAUAUUGAAGGUGAACUUGAAAUGAUAACAACUAACAAUGAACCAACCGAAAUAAACAAACAACCAUAUGCCAUUGCAACAUCAACUUCAACAACCAACCAACAGACAUCAAUUCAAUUACCUGGAUCAAAUAAUACUGGUGCUACAACAAUAUACAUAUCAGAUAACAAAACUUUUGACAUGUAUAGUGAUUCGCCACAAAGUCCAGAGCUUGAGACAACAGCAACAAGCCAGUCCUCAACAUCACUCCUUUACGUUAUAUAUUCACAGCUCGAUGAACAAAUUAAGUCUCUUAUCAAUAUAGCUAUCGAUGAAUUCAAGAAUAAAAUCGAUCAUUUAAAUUAUCCGGAAUUUAUACGUAGGUCACUUGAAGUGACUAAGUUAGAAUCAUUGAAUGUUCGUGAAAAAUACUGGGGCUUUGUUGCUAAUAUGAUAACCAUUGGUAUAUUUCCACUUGCAGUAUUCCAAUCAGAAUACGAUAAAAUGUUUGAAGAAAUAAAAGACGUUUCUCCUAUAUUCUGGACGUACAAAGCUGAAAUACUGAAAAUAUUAGUGAAGCGGGGUGCACAUCCGUUGAAAGAAUUAAAACGUACGACAUUGGUACUUAAAAAAAAGGGUUUAGUUGGUAAUCUGGUCGGUGAAUUACUUAAAAUAUUAGUAGCAAGUGAAGGUCCAUCAGCAAUUACUGAAAAAUGGAAUAACAGCGGUAUUGAAUGGACUGAUUUACUUAAUACAUCACUUGAAAACCCAGAUGAUAUUAUUAAAAGAUAUAAUUUACAAUUUUUAACAUUUGGUAAAACAGACCCAUUAAACGAACAGUUAUUGAAAUUAUUACGUAAAAGUAAUAUUGCUGAUACAUUCAAAUGGAUAGCAAUAAAUGUCGGUGAAGAAACAUCAAGAACACCAAAAUUUGUCAGAAAACUUUUUACAUUGUUAUUAGAAUCAGGUAUUGAGACAAAAUACUCUUUUGAUAAGAGGAAUUUUUAUCAACCAAAUCGUUUAAAAAUUAUAAACCUCUUACCUCUUAUGAAAGAUUAUAUUGAUGGUAAUCUAGAAUCAGAAUUACAAUGUUUAUAUGGAUUGACCAAUGUUAAUCACAGAUGCAAAAACCCCCCAGGUUUUGUGUAUGAUAUAAUUAAAGAACUACAUGAAAAGGACAUCAUAUCACUCGGUGCCUUUUAUGUAUGGCAUAAUGGAACUGCUGCUACAUCUGAGUUAAUAGGUCAUGAUGAAGCUAAAUGGAAUCUACUGAGUCAAUCAUUCUGGAUCAAGUUCCAAGAAAGUCGUACUUAAAAGGUGUAUAGUUUUUUGAAAAACUUAAAUUGUUUAAAAUCGUUGGCAGAAAAAAAUACACUAA